AUGCACGACGCCUUCGAGCCGGUGCCGAUCCUGGAAAAGCUGCCUCUGCAGAUUGACUGCCUGGCUGCCUGGGAGGAAUGGCUUCUUGUUGGAACCAAACAGGGACAUCUUCUUCUCUACAGGAUUCGGAAGGAUGUCGGCUGCAACAGGUUUGAAGUGACACUAGAGAAAUCCAACAAGAACUUCUCCAAAAAGAUUCAGCAGAUCCAUGUGGUUUCCCAGUUUAAGAUUCUAGUCAGCUUGUUAGAAAAUAAUAUUUAUGUCCACGACCUAUUGACAUUUCAACAAAUCACUACAGUUUCAAAAGCAAAGGGAGCAUCGCUGUUCACAUGUGACCUCCAGCACAAGGAGACCGGUGAGGAGGUGUUGCGGAUGUGUGUGGCCGUGAAAAAGAAGCUGCAGCUCUAUUUCUGGAAGGACAGGGAGUUUCAUGAACUGCAGGGGGACUUUAGUGUACCAGACGUGCCCAAGUCCAUGGCAUGGUGUGAAAAUUCUAUCUGUGUGGGCUUCAAAAGAGACUACUAUCUCAUAAGGGUGGAUGGAAAGGGGUCUAUCAAAGAGCUCUUCCCAACAGGAAAACAGCUGGAGCCCUUGGUGGCCCCUCUGGCAGAUAGGAAAGUGGCCGUGGGUCAGGAUGACCUCACCGUGGUGCUCAACGAGGAGGGGAUCUGCACACAGAAAUGCGCCCUGAACUGGACGGACAUACCAGUGGCCAUGGAGCACCAGCCGCCCUACAUCAUUGCAGUGUUGCCUCGCUAUGUGGAGAUCCGAACACUUGAACCACGGCUCCUGGUCCAGAGCAUUGAAUUGCAAAGGCCUCGUUUCAUCACUUCAGGAGGAUCAAACAUUAUCUAUGUGGCCAGCAAUCAUUUUGUUUGGAGACUUAUUCCUGUCCCCAUGGCAACUCAGAUCCAACAGCUGCUCCAGGACAAACAGUUUGAAUUGGCUUUGCAGCUUGCAGAAAUGAAAGAUGACUCUGACAGUGAGAAGCAACAGCAGAUCCAUCACAUCAAAAACUUGUAUGCCUUCAACCUCUUCUGCCAGAAGCGUUUUGAUGAGUCCAUGCAGGUCUUUGCUAAGCUCGGCACAGAUCCUACCCAUGUGAUGGGCCUGUACCCGGACCUGCUGCCCACCGACUACAGGAAGCAGCUGCAGUAUCCUAACCCCCUGCCUGUGCUCUCCGGGGCUGAGUUGGAGAAGGGUCACUUAGCUCUGAUCGACUACCUGACACAGAAACGGAGCCAGUUGGUAAAGAAACUGAAUGACUCUGAUCACCAGUCUAGCACUUCCCCGCUCAUGGAGGGCACGCCCACCAUCAAAUCCAAGAAGAAGCUGCUGCAGAUCAUCGACACCACCCUGCUCAAGUGCUACCUCCAUACGAACGUGGCCCUGGUGGCCCCCCUGCUGCGCCUGGAGAACAACCACUGCCACAUCGAAGAGAGCGAGCAUGUGCUGAAGAAGGCCCACAAGUACAGCGAGCUCAUCAUCCUGUAUGAGAAGAAGGGGCUCCAUGAGAAAGCCCUGCAGGUGCUGGUGGACCAGUCCAAGAAGGCAAACUCGCCGCUGAAAGGCCACGAGAGGACGGUGCAGUAUCUGCAGCAUCUCGGCACAGAAAACCUGCAUUUGAUUUUUUCCUACUCAGUGUGGGUGCUGAGAGACUUCCCAGAGGAUGGCCUGAAGAUAUUCACCGAAGACCUCCCGGAGGUGGAGUCUCUGCCCCGGGACCGAGUGCUCCGCUUCCUGGUAGAGAAUUUCAAGGGCCUGGCUAUUCCUUAUCUGGAGCACAUCAUCCACGUUUGGGAGGAGACGGGCUCGCGGUUCCACAACUGCCUGAUCCAGCUGUACUGUGAGAAGGUGCAGGGGCUGAUGAAGGAGUAUCUGCUGGCCUUCCCUGCAGGCCAAACUCCAGUUCCCGCUGGAGAGGAAGAGGGUGAGCUGGGAGAAUAUCGACGGAAGCUCCUUAUGUUCUUGGAAAUUUCCAGCUACUAUGACCCAGGCCGGCUCAUCUGUGAUUUUCCUUUUGACGGCCUCCUGGAAGAGCGUGCGCUUCUGCUGGGGCGCAUGGGGAGACACGAGCAGGCCCUCUCCAUCUACGUCCACGUCCUGCAGGACACCAGGAUGGCCGAGGAGUACUGCCACAAGCAUUAUGACCAGAACAAAGAUGGCAACAAAGAUGUGUAUCUGUCCCUGCUCCGGAUGUACCUGUCGCCCCCCAGCGUUCACUGCCUGGGGCCCAUCAAGCUGGAGCUGCUGGAGCCCCAGGCCAACCUCCAGGCUGCCCUGCAGGUCCUCGAGCUGCACCACAGCAAACUGGACACCACCAAGGCCCUCAACCUUCUGCCGGCGAAUACUCAGAUUAAUGAGAUACGCAUCUUCCUGGAGAAAGUCUUGGAAGAAAAUGCGCAAAAGAAACGGUUCAAUCAAGUGCUCAAGAACCUUCUCCAUGCAGAGUUCCUGCGGGUCCAGGAAGAGCGGAUUUUACACCAGCAGGUGAAGUGCAUCAUCACGGAGGAGAAGGUGUGCAUGGUGUGUAAGAAGAAGAUUGGGAACAGCGCGUUUGCGAGAUACCCCAAUGGCGUGGUCGUGCACUACUUCUGUUCCAAAGAGGUAAACCCGGCGGACACCUGA
This is a messenger RNA of Pipistrellus nathusii (Nathusius's pipistrelle), 2628 nucleotides long. The record is from the annotation of a GenBank genome assembly. NCBI's taxonomy places the organism in Eukaryota, Metazoa, Chordata, Mammalia, Chiroptera, Vespertilionidae.